GUGGUUUUGUUGGGUAUCUUCUAGAGACAAAACACACACAAACACACACUUAUAUAACAUGUUUCUCUCUAGCUAGUUGUUGACUGACUCUCCUAUUCUUACUUGGUCCAAUCUUUUCCAAACUUUGAUCUUUGAGCAGAAGUGAUGAUACUGGUGGCUAUAAUGGCGGAGCUGAUGGAGGAGUACACAGUGUUGCUGGCGAGGGUGCUAGAGCAUGUGUUUCAUUCUGUGCCUUUCCCAAGAAGGGUUCGUUUUCUCAUCCUCCGCAGCCUUCCUUUUGCUUCCACACCAACUGGCCCUCUCACUCUAACCCCUUAGUCCUUAGCCCUCCCUUUGGUUUUUUUUUCCCCCUAUGAAUGUAAGAAGCAAACAGUGCCUGUGGAUUAUAUGUUUUAAUCUCAGCUUCUUACUUUAUUCAUUCAUGUACAGCUUUCAGAAGUCUCUAAUUUUUUUUUUUUUUUCUUUUCUGGAUUUUAAGUUGAUGCGGUGGUCCUAAAUUUCUGUAAAUAUUAUUUUGAGUUAUCUUCUUUCUGAUUUAAUUAGCAUCUUGUAUAAAGUGCAUCUUGUGAGUUAUACCCUUCA
Quercus robur (English oak) is the source of this 582-nucleotide messenger RNA. RefSeq lists its product as uncharacterized. The transcript has a single exon. The record is from RefSeq and is a predicted model, not a curated record. Lineage: Eukaryota; Viridiplantae; Streptophyta; Magnoliopsida; Fagales; Fagaceae. Bases 145 to 318 code for a protein of 57 amino acids.